CAUAAUUGCUACUUCUGAUUUCAUGAAGUAGUCACAAUGUAAGAAUAUCAUGUCAUUGACAUUCUCAUUAGUUUGCUUUUAAGAGCCUCGUGGUAUUUGAGGUGAAAUAAUAAAGAUAUUUAGUUAGCAAAUAUAUAAAUUUAUAUAUAUUAUUUUUACUUACAGUCACAAUGAUGUAAUUGCAAAAUGGUGAAAUAUGUCAAAAAUGGCUACAAAGUAAGCUCCAAAGAGAGAGACUAAUGAAUUAUUUGUGUAGAAGUUGAGGCAAAGAAAAUUAUUGUAGUCAAUGUGUAAUGUGGCCCUACUGAAGUAAGGACUGGAAGUAUUAUAGAACCUCAGUGACAAUAUUAGUACUGUUUCAUCUGCAGUAGGCCCACAACACAAGUAUUUGCAUCUGAGACUGUGUGUAUAUGCACCCAGUAUUCUACAAACUAUGGAUUUUGAAUGCAGGUACAGAGGAUAAUUGAAGGUAGAAGCUUGUGUGAUUGAGAUUUUAACCGUAAUCAACUGAAAAUUAAUCAGAAUGCUUUCUAUAAUGUGACAUUGAGUGUGGGUAUGUCUCUCACUAAACCAGGACAAACAUACUGAAAGGAGAAUUUAAUUUUGGCAAGUUUACUGUACCAGUACCACUGAAAAUACAUGCAUGUUGGUUGUGCUGUGGCUUCCAAAGAAAUGUUGAAGAUUAAAAUAAAGCUUGGAUACUUUAAUACAAGUUGAUGUGUGACAUUAUGUCACUACUUAGUGAAUCACAUUUAGCUGAAUACAAGAAGACAGUAAAGAAAGAUUGGGUAAUACCAGCGUGUCGGUUGCUUGAAAUCGUAAAGCGGAAUGAUGUUUACGCCAUUGCAUAUGAUUCUCUGUGGAUGCACUCCACUGACUUAUCGAACGCAACUUACACCUCACAUGUAACUUGCAGAUGUUAUUAUAAAAUGAGCUGUAAAAGACGUAAUGAAGACGAACAGAAGAAAUAUGCAAAGAAAGCUGCGAAUUUUUGGUCAAUGGGUCUUUUGUCUUCUAUGAAGGACCCUGAACUUUUAAUGAAGGAGGAUGAUAAAAUAGUGGCUAUAAAGGAUAAAUAUCCAAAGGCCCAUUAUCAUUUCUUGGUUCUGCCAAAGGAAAAUAUAUGCAGUUUGGCCAAAGUCACAAAGGAUCAUCUACAGCUUUUGAAGCACAUGGAUAAAGUGGGUCAAGAGCUAGCAGAAAGUCAUCCAACUUCAAACUUUAAGUUAGGCUAUCAUGCAGAAGCAAGUAUGAGUCGGCUCCAUCUACAUGUUGUCAGUGAUGACUUCAACUCCACUUGCCUUAAAACUAAAAAGCACUGGAAUACAUUCACAACAGAUUUCUUCGUGCCAUCAUCCAAGAUCAUUUCUGAAGUUGAGAAGCAUGGAGAGGUAAUAUUUAUAACAAAAGAUGAAAUCAAGAAAUUUAUGGAUACACCUCUAAAAUGCCAUAAGUGCAACUUUCUUGCAAAGAACAUGCCAUCAUUGAAGUCUCAUAUACUGAUACACCUGAAAAAACUUUUGUAAAUAAUUAACUCACAAUGUAAAAGCCAGUAAAGACUGUUUAAACUUG
Molecule: messenger RNA, 1572 nt
Organism: Zootermopsis nevadensis
Lineage: Eukaryota; Metazoa; Arthropoda; Insecta; Blattodea; Termopsidae
Source: RefSeq, a predicted model, not a curated record